Molecule: messenger RNA, 6368 nt
Organism: Clarias gariepinus (North African catfish)
Lineage: Eukaryota; Metazoa; Chordata; Actinopteri; Siluriformes; Clariidae
Gene: slc8a3
Product: solute carrier family 8 member 3
Exons: 8
Coding region: 399-3137 (912 amino acids)
Biological process (GO): cell communication; calcium ion import across plasma membrane; sodium ion transmembrane transport
Cellular component (GO): sarcolemma; axon; postsynapse
Molecular function (GO): calcium:sodium antiporter activity
Source: RefSeq, a predicted model, not a curated record
CACAUAGAGCGCGCGCGCGCGCACCUCCACCACCCCCUCCCCCUCCCCCCCCGGGACCGAGCCGCUGCAUUCCGGCGCUAAAGAUCAAAGCAGAGACGCUACAUCUGUGUCCGCGUGAGGAGGCGGAGAGGAGAGCGCGCGCUCGGGCCUGCGGUGUGUGUGUGUGUGUGUGUGUGUGUGUGUGGAGGUGGGGGUGAGCAGGACUCUUCACUGUCAGCGCACACGGAGGAGUGAGCAGCACCGGAGACUCUCUCUCACACACACACACACACAGGAUCCGGGGAGAGAGAGAGAGAGAGAGACUCACACACACACUCCGGACCCAGGUACAGACACUGGAACCAAGAACGUCCAGAUACUGUAUCUCAGAGGAAAUCCUUUAGAGGACAGAACGGUCCAUGGAGCUCUCAAGGACGACCGGCGUCUGCCUCUGGUUAGGCCUGGUCUAUGUGGCGACGACCCUGACACACGUUGAUGCCAGGGUCGUAAACGAGACAUGUUCAGAGGAGACGUCGAAAUGCAAGCCAGGAAUCCUGCUCCCAAUCUGGUAUCCAGAGAAUCCUUCUACUGGGGACAAAAUGGCACGUGUGAUCGUCUACUUUGUAGCGAUGAUCUACAUGUUCCUGGGGGUGUCCAUCAUUGCAGACCGCUUCAUGGCUGCCAUCGAGGUCAUAACGUCUCAGGAGAGAGAAAUCGUGGUGAAGAGGGCGAACGGAGAGACAAUGACGACUACGGUGCGCAUUUGGAAUGAAACCGUGUCGAACCUGACUCUGCUGGCUCUGGGCUCAUCUGCUCCCGAGAUUCUGCUCUCACUGAUCGAGAUCUGCGGUCACGGGUUCCACGCUGGAGAUCUAGGGCCGUCCACCAUCGUAGGCAGCGCCGCUUUUAACAUGUUUGUCAUCAUUGGCAUUUGUGUGUCUGCAGUGCCGGAGGGUGAAGUGCGUAAGGUGAAGCACCUGCGUGUGUUCUUCGUGACUGCAGCUUGCAGCAUAUUUGCAUACGUGUGGCUCUACAUGAUCCUUGCUGUUUUCUCACCUAACGAAGUGCAGGUGUGGGAGGGGCUUAUAACACUUGUUUUCUUUCCUGCCUGUGUUAUCUUGGCUUGGGCAGCCGACCGCCGUCUGCUGUUCAACAAGUUCACGCACAAGACCUACAGGGCCGACAAGCAUCGCGGCGUGAUCAUCGAGACAGAGGGAGACCGGUCCAAAGGCAUCGAGAUGGACGGGAAAAUGUCAAACUCACACUUCCUGGAUGGCAGCGCUACUACCAACCUGAUGGGGCUGAUGGAGGGAAAAGAAAUGGACGAGUCACGUCGUGAGAUGAUCCGGAUUUUGAAGGACCUAAAGCAGAAACAUCCAGAGAAGGACUUGGACCAGCUGGUGGAGAUGGCAAACUACUACGCUUUGUCACACCAGCAGAAGAGUCGAGCGUUUUACCGGAUCCAGGCCACACGGAUGAUGACUGGUGCCGGCAACAUCCUGAAGAAACAUGUUGCUGAACAGGCAAAGCGCAGCACCAGUAUCCAGGAAGUGCAUGUGGAGGAGCCAGAGGACUUUGUGACACGGAUUGGAUUUGAACCUGCUGCGUAUCAGUGCUUGGAGAACUGUGGCGCUGUCUUACUAACCAUUGUACGCAAAGGUGGUGAUGUUUCCCAGACAAUCUACGUCGACUACAAGACUGAAGAUGGCUCAGCCAAUGCUGGUGCUGAUUACGAGUUUACAGAGGGUACUGUGAUGUUUAAACCUGGUGAGGUCAUCAAGGAGAUCGCCAUCGGAAUCAUUGACGAUGACAUCUUCGAGGAGGAUGAGCACUUCUUUGUUCGGCUCAGCAAUGUUCGGACACUCGAUUCGGCAAGCGACGACGAGAUGUUGGCGUACCCCACCGUGGCCCUUGGCUUUCCCGCUGUAGCCACUGUGACCAUCCUGGAUGACGACCACGCAGGGAUCUUCACGUUCGAGAGCGGAACAGCGCACGUGAGCGAGAGCGUGGGAAUCAUGGAGGUCAAAGUACUCAGGACAUCUGGGGCAAGAGGGACUGUCAUUGUUCCGUACCGUACUGUCGAGGGACUCGCUAAAGGAGGCGGGGAAGACUUUGAGGACACGUUCGGAGAGCUGGAGUUCAAAAACGAUGAGACCUGUAAAAUGAUCCAGGUGAGGAUAAUUGAUGAUGAGGAGUACGAGAAGAACAAAAACUUUUUCCUGGAACUGGCUGAGCCGCGUAUGGUGGACAUGAGCCUGCAGAAAGUUCUGUUGUUAGCUGAUGAUGCUCCUGACAGGAAGUUCUCCUCAGAGGAAGAGGAAGCGAGGAGAGUAGCUGAGAUGGGAAAACCCAUCCUGGGAGAGCAUUCAAAACUCGAAAUUAUCAUCGAAGAGUCCUAUGAGUUCAAGAACACAAUAGAUAAGUUAAUUAGGAAGACAAACCUGGCUCUGGUUGUUGGCACCAACUCGUGGAGGGAGCAGUUCAUGGAGGCCAUUACCGUCAGCUCAGGUGAUGAGGACGAUGACGAUGCAGGGGAGGAGCGUCUUCCGUCAUGUUUUGAUUAUGUCAUGCACUUCCUGACGGUGUUCUGGAAGGUUCUGUUCGCUUGUGUCCCACCCACCGAGCACUGGAACGGGUGGGCGUGCUUCUUAACCUCCAUCGUCAUCAUCGGCUUCCUGACGGCCAUCAUCGGAGACCUCGCGUCGCACUUCGGCUGCACCAUCGGCCUGAAGGACUCUGUCACUGCCGUCGUCUUUGUUGCACUUGGGACCUCCGUCCCAGACACGUUUGCGAGUAAGGUGGCGGCGGUGCAGGACGUGUAUGCAGAUGCGUCUAUCGGGAACGUGACGGGCAGUAACGCGGUGAACGUGUUUGUGGGACUGGGCGUGGCAUGGUCCGUGGCGGCGGUGUACUGGCGUGCUCAAGGCGGUGUAUUCGAGGUGCACGCUGGCUCGCUUGCCUUCUCCCUCACGCUCUUCAGCGUCUUCUCCAUCUUCGCCGUGCUUGCCCUCAUGUACCGUCGCCGUGGCAACAUCGGCGGAGAGCUGGGCGGGCCAAGACGCCAUCGCUUAAUCACCUCGCUGUUUUUCUUCAUGCUGUGGUUCCUUUACAUCCUGCUGACCAGCCUCGAGGCCUACUGCCACAUCCAGGGCUUCUAGAGACACACCAGGAAGACAGGAAGUCGGGGAGAGAGAGAGAGAGAGAGAGAGGGACAGGAGGAUGAGUAGAGCAGAACAUGUCCUUUAUGUCCCUGACAGGAAGAAACACAGGAGUCUGUACAUGCAGUUUGGUCUUCUGAAAGGAGAGAGUAAGACAAGAAACGGAGGGAAAAAAGAGAGAGAGAGAGAGAGCUUGUUUGACAAAAUCGCAGUGUUUUUUUUAUCUAUCUCCAUCUCUCUCUCUGUCUCGUUUCUUUCUCUCCCACCCAAAGAUUAAACACCAGAGUCUUAAAUUUGAGUCUAAGAGGGAAAUAUAUAUGUAUAUAUAUAUAUUUAUAGAGAGAGAGAGAGAAGAGGACACUAAAGAGAGGAAUGGACAGACUAGUUGCACUCGUCCUCUCUCCCUCUCUUUCUCUCGUUAGCGUUAGUUUUAUCGUUAACGUGAGUCUGAACUUCUCCAGAGUCUCUAUUUUUUCUCGCUGCUUGCAGAGGAACUGGACUCUUUUUCUAAAGAAAUAUUUUGGGGGGAAAAAACAGAGUUAUUGAGUUAUGAAUAACACAGAGAGAGCGAGCGUCGUAUUUUCACUUUUACGGAUCAGAGUUCAUGUCUCGGACGUGAUCACUGUCACUGCGUGGAGCUCGCCCUCUCCUUUCUUUAUUUGUGUUUGCUAACUUUGCUAAAACUUAAAAGCUUACAGCACGCACACAUACACACACACACACACACACACGCACAUAAACAACUGAUCACACUGGAGGGGGGGGGGUCGUGCAACUGACUCACAUCACUUCCUGAAUGGAGUUACAUUCUGUAUGACAAGAAAUGUAAUGGUGCCAUGUCUGCUGUAUACGAUGUGCAUUUUACACACACACACACACACACACUCACACACACACACACACACACACACACACAGACUGAGAAAGUGGAACACGUGUGCACUCACAGAGGGAACAGGUUCUGUGUGUCGGUGUGAAUGUGACUCUGUCCUGGUGUGUGAAAGUCACAGAGCGUUAGUAUGCAGUCAGACAUUAAACGUUCUGGAGAAGUGUGUGAGUGUUGUGGGAAGAGAAAAUUAGUCAGUCACACACACACACACACACACACACACACACACACACACAGAGUGUUGUUUUGUCUGUGAUGAGUGCUCCAGUCCUGCAGGUGGCGCUGUUGUGGUUUAUCACAGGUGUGAGUGUGUAGUGGGUGUGUCAGCUUCCUCACACACGUCACAGCGAGUGACGGCAUCGCAGGAAGUGACACGCUGAGGUCGUAACACGCGGUUCCACGCGGUUGUGUAGCCGAGCGAAAACACCAUGGUUUGAGCGCCACAUGAGACUGAUCGCGCCGCGCCGUGAUGUUUCUGUACUGUGUGAGGAACGCGCGAAUCAAAAAGUACUUUCUACACAACUCCAGGAUUUAGAAGGCGAUUUGUGUGUGUGUGUGUGUGUGUGUGUGUGCGUGCACGUGUGUGAGCUUCUUACACUUGUUCAUGAUUUUUAAUAUUUGUUUACAUUCAAAGACAUCAGUGUGUGUACAUGUGUGUUUGUGCAUGCACGUGUGUAUGUGUGUGUGCGCGGGUGCUGUAACUCAAUCUUUCAGCUUCUCCUUAAUCUCUACACAGACACACACACACACUCACACACACUCACAAAAGAAAAAUGGCUGCUGUAUAUUUUUAUACAAAUAUUCCCUGUGUGCGUCUGAUAUUCUGCUCUUGAUCUUUGACCUUUGACCCUGGAGUUUUUCUGCGCACUGUAAAUGAUUUUAAUAUUUAGAUUCAUCUAUUCUGAGGGCGGACAGGGGCGGGGCAGGGAUGGGGCAAAUAUAUAUCUAUAUGCCUAUAUAUAUAUAUAUAUAUAUAUAUAUAUCUACACUGAAAUCUAUAGUGUCUAUCUCUUUAUGUUUCGCCGUUAGCGCCGCGCAGUGCUCGAGCGCAACCUGAGGCGAUCGCGUGUUUAUCUGACUGCAGGUCUGUGUGCAGAUCAACCCGUCCAUAUAUGGACAUGUGGGCGGGCCUUUACGUCCAUAUAUGGAAGCAGAUUUGUAUAAGUGCAACUAUUACCACAGAACUCAUUAGCCAGCUAGCUAACCUGACAGGAUUUAUAUAUUAAAUGCACAGACCUUCAUUGCCAAGGCUAAUUACACCUCUUUUUUAAACACCUCUUUAGGUCAUACAAUUAUUAUUGGUGAUGCUAGCCAGGCAGCUAGCCACCUGACUGGGUUUCUAGACAUUAUUGAAGAAUCUUUACAGUAGUAGCAGCUGGCUAAAAGACACGAGCUAACCAGACAGGAUUUUUGAGAAAGUAAUUUUGAGAAAUAUUUCUAAUCUUUACAGCUAAUGAUUACUCUCUAGCUAAUGCUAACACCCUCAAGGUAUUUAUACAUCAUCCAAACAAGUGAGUGAACUGCUUCCUUAAUAACACAAGAUAUGAUCUGCACACAGAUCCUCUUUACACUCUGUGUGUGUGUGUGUGUGUGUGUGUGUUAAAGAAACAUUUUAAUUAUAAUUCACUCUGAUUAAAAAAGUUAUCACAGGUCCGAAGUUCUGAUCACAUUAGCAUGCUAACAUCCUGAGGGGAGGGUUUGUGUAUUUUUAACCCUGCAUAAACAGUGGUGUGUACGCGAGGCUGCUUGGCCUGCCAGCUAGCAGUGAUGUGGGACUCGGCGGCGCUACGCUGCAGCGCUCAGACCCGUUAAGAACACAGAGGAAUAGAAUUGUUUUGUCGAAGGAUCUGAAAUCAUAGAAAAAUAUACUUUUAUUAGCAUUAGCAUCCUUUAUUGGACUGUUAACACCAGUGUGUGAUAUUUACCCUUUAUUUAUUUAUUUGUUGAUUUACUGUGUGACAUCUUUUAGAUAAUUUUCAUUCAACUGAGACAGAAAUCAAACCAAACACCAUCCAAUCAGUCCACAGCUGAGGAUUCUGUGAAAUAUCAGUUAGCUUAGCACUAACACUCACAUGCACACAUUGGGCCAUACACUGAGUAUCAUAUCAUUGUGCAACCGUGGGAAAUCAAGUGUUCAUUCAGUGUGCGCGCGCGCACACACACACACACACACACACACACAUAGUGGUGUAACAUGAUGUUUUGGAUGAUUCUGUUGGUUUAAUUUUCACACUUAGUGAUUUACUUUUUAUUUUCAGCGAAUUGUGCAUGAUGUGUAAUUUAAUUUUGUUUACAUUAAUUUAUUAUCAGUUCAUUUAUUUACUUUCAAUUCUUUUUGUCAG